AGAUCACGAAACUCCAUUCCAGCUCUUCAGCGCCCCCCUUUCCUUUCUUCCUUCUCUUCAAUUCUGGCAGCAAGGUCACGAUCAGCCAUGACUUCCAACGGCUCCAUCGCGACGACGCUUGCUCCAACACGGGAGACGCUCUCCUCAUCACAACUCCUCUCCUCCUCGAUAUCGUCCCUCAACUCCUCCUCGACGCGGCAGGCCUCCUCCCAGAUCUCCAAAAUCUACAGACAAGCAUCAACACUCUUCCUGACGCGUCGCCUCCCCGAAUCCCUCUCUACCAUCCUCCCCGUCAUCACCCCACCUCCUGCCGACGACACGAACUCACAUGCUGCCCCCGAGCCCGCGCCCAUUGCACGAGCAAGCCGCAACACAAGAAUAAAGGUGUGGAGUCUGUACCUGACAAUCCUGAAUGCAGUCGUCGAGCUGGAUCCAGACGAGGGGAAGCAGGCGUUUGGGAGCAAGGAGUGGAGGGGGCUGGUGAGCAAGGUGCGAGAUGGGGAUGUCUGGGAGGAGGUCGUCAAGAAUGGAUACGGAGGGGUCGAAGGGGACGUGGAUUCUGAUGUUGUGAUAAAUCUAGCAACACUCCUCCUCGCCCACGCCCGCACCCAAAAGACCAACCAACAGCGCCUAGAAAACUACCUCGCCAGCUCCACAACCCCAAACCUAGACAUCUCCUCCCGUCUGCAAACUCCUACCUCCCCCUAUCCACGAUCCCGGGGCGCCAGUCCAGUCAAAGGCUCUGGCACAGACACACCACGAGACCUCAACGCGCGCGUCAAGAUCUUGGAACUCUACACAUUACACGUUUUACUAAGGAACAACGAGUGGGACUACGCUCGAGACUUUAUCACUAUUUCCUCAGUGCUGGAUGAGGAGAGGAGGGAAGCAUUUUUACAGGCCUUGCAGAGUUUACAGGAAGAGCAGCAAGAGAACGAGAGGAGGGAGAAAGAGGAGAAAAGGUAUCAAGAGGAGCAGCUAAAGAAAGACAUCGAGGAUGCACGAAGACGUCGGAUAGAGAAUGAGGAGCGGGAGAAGCGGAUAGAGGAGGAGAGGAAGAAGGAGAGGGUGGGAGGGAGUGAGGUCGAUUAUGGCGUUGAGAACUCGCCGCCCAGGCCGGGGAGCAGCAAAUCGCGGUCGAGUGUGAAAGGUGGUUCAGCCAAAGGGAGCAGAUCAAUGCCUUCAUCUUCGCCAACAGCGAGGUGUUCUGUCCCAGCGAAGAAUAUCAAGAUCCCGUCGAGCUUAAUGACCAGGGCUAGCAACGUAGUCAUGAAUUUGAGGAAGUUGGUGGAGAGUAUGGCAGGAGGGUUUAAGACAAGACCGAUGCUUCUGAUGCAGAUGCUUGCGUUUGUGGUGGGGGUCUUGGUACUGUUGUCCAGGAGAGAGGUCAAGGAGAGGGUGAAGAUGAUAUUGGGGAAGGGGUGGUUGAAGGUCCGCCAGACGGCGGGAAUGGGCGUUAAGGUUAGCUAUAUUUAAUGACUCGAUUGUACGAUAUUAUUCCGUCUUGUAUAUAAAAGCAUGGUACGGUGUUUUGGUCUAUUCAUCCAAAUGGCUUUUUGAAAUCAUCACAGUGGCAUGACAUACGUGCAAUGGCAUAUCUUGAUUCAUUUGUUCGCUUCAUCGCUCCGUGCCUCGGUAUCAACAUGCAGAACUCCGUUACCCAUGAUCCACAUUUCCCUUUCCCAUUCUCUUUCGUCUGGUCCUCACAAGUAUUUCUUGGGCGCAUUCGCUUUUCGUCUCUUGUACACCAGGUAACACAGCACCAACAACCCGUUGCUGCCUAGAACCACGAGCACGAACUUCCCUAGUCCU
This is a messenger RNA of Hyaloscypha bicolor E, 1812 nucleotides long. RefSeq lists its product as uncharacterized. The transcript is spliced from 2 exons. The record is from RefSeq and is a predicted model, not a curated record. Lineage: Eukaryota; Fungi; Ascomycota; Leotiomycetes; Helotiales; Hyaloscyphaceae. The coding region runs from base 88 to 1476 and encodes 462 amino acids.